Messenger RNA from Haliotis rubra (blacklip abalone), 5621 nucleotides. Its product is annotated as zinc finger MYM-type protein 3-like. The record is from RefSeq and is a predicted model, not a curated record. NCBI's taxonomy places the organism in Eukaryota, Metazoa, Mollusca, Gastropoda, Lepetellida, Haliotidae.
GUCUGAAGAAGGUAAAGCGACAGAAACAACAGAGGCUAUGGAGGUAGAUGAUACUAGCAAUACAGAGACUGACAAGGGAGGACCAGAAACCAAGGAGGCUGAAGAGACCAAUGUAGACCAAUGCAACGAGCUGAGUAAUGAAGAAGCAGAAAAAGCUGAAAAUGAAAAAUCAGAGAUGUCACCAGAACCACCAGUGUUAGAUCCAGAGACCAGCCUUGAUUCUGUGAAAAAGGGAGACGCUGGAAAUGUCAUUGACAUAGAUGCUGCUGAUGCUUCAAAAGAAGGCCCCACGGACAAAGAUGGACAGAAUGCAGAAGACUCCAAAGAUGCUGAAGAUGAGAAUAACGAUGAAACGAAAGUCUGCAGGUGCAUCUAAGAAUGACAAGAAAACCAAGGAAGACGAGGAUGAUGACGUGAUGGUGAUUGAAGAUGAAAAAACAGAACCAGAAGCUAUCGUGUUGGAUGAUGAUGAAGAGGAGGACACUCCUGGAGAAAAGUCCAAAGGUAAAGGGAAAGACAGUUCAUCCUUGGCCACCAUGGACUCCUCUAAUGAUAUGGGGCUGCAGAUAUCAUCAGUGACGAGUGGAGCAGAUGUGAGUGGCCUCCACAUUGCAUCAGUGUCAGGAGGUGGGGAGCCACAGGACAAAGAAUCUGCUGCUAAGACUAGUGCUAAAGAAGGUCAGAAGAAAGCUCAAGAGUCUGUGAAGACCAAGAUAAAACAGGAGCGGACAACUCCUCCCCCUGCAACAUCUGGAAGCCCUGCCACAGGGAAGGGGACAGUUGCAGGUCCCCCUCCUGGGUCGGGAGGCAAGAAGUCCAAGAUGCAGUCCUGUAUCGUGUGUGGCAAGGUUGGUCGGUGCAAGUACAACAUAGUGCGUAAUGGAGAUAUCAAACAUCUGUGUGACGAUACCUGUUUCCGCAAGUUUAGGGCGAACCCAACCAUGUUUUUGAAGAACACCACCUCGGCCCAACAGAAGUCCCCAGGCCAACCAACCACAAGGUCUCAAACAGGUUCCUUGAAACAAACUGCCAAAUCUUCCAACAGCCAAUCAGAAUACAAGACCUGUUCAGUCUGUCAACUGAUGAACAUUAACACCCAAAAGCCGUUUGUACAAUGGAUGAAUGUUGACUUCUGCAGCAAGGUCUGUCUGGCCAAGUACCAGAGUAAUCUCAACUCUUCCUGUUCUUACUGUACAUCUUUUGUGUCUCUGAGUUCCGGGCCCCUCUUCUGCCUGCAAGUUGGCACCGAUUUUAAGACGUUCUGUUCGUCAAAGUGUAGUAAUGAAUACAAGAAGAGACUGCGUCUGUGUGCAUUUUGCCAGAAGGACUUAGCCACUGUCAGUGACUCGUUUUGUGCACCAGUUGACACAAAUAAGUUCCUUGACUUCUGCAGUAAAACUUGUUUGAAGAAAUAUGAGGAAAAGACUAGUGAUGUGGAGAUAAUCGGUGUCGAGAGCACCAGUAAGAAGGGUGGUGGGCAGGGGAAUAGAUGUGCUGUAUGUGCCAAGAGUGGCCAGAUGAAACAUAAUGUCAAACUAAAUGGUGUCAUGAACCGACUGUGUAGUGACCCCUGUUUGUCGGCCUUCCAGUACGCUAACAAGCUUGGUAUGAACACAUGUGACAACUGUGGGGGCCUGUGUCCAAAUGAAGAUGUCGUUUCUCAUUUCAUCCAGUUUGAAGGACAACAGAAACGAUUUUGUAAAGAUGCAUGUGUGAACUUUUUCCGGUCUAAACACAAAAAGAUUGUUGCAUGUGGAUGGUGUGGGACUAAGAAAGUGAACUUUGACAUGAUUGAACGUGUCGAUUCCAACAAUAAGUAUCAGUUGUUUUGCUCUCUCAACUGUCUGUCUCUGUAUCGAGUGAACCUGCAAGCCAAGUCCAACCAAGCAGUGACGUGUGACCACUGUCACAAGUACGUCCCAGCACAGUACCACCUGACUAUGAGUGACGCCUCGGUACGCAACUUCUGUUCCUAUAACUGUGUCAUGUCCUUCCAGUCACAGUUCAGUGCCAAUUCGAAGAAUUCCUCGCAGCCAACCAUUCAUUCCCAACAGAGGGUCCAGCUACAGAACAAGCCAAAUACAAGAGCCUCUAGUGGCAGCUCCCCAGGACAAAGGCCAGUCCAACUCCUUCCCAGUCAUCUCCAAUGUUGUGUCUCUUGCACCACAAGGUGCCAAAGGAAAGUUGAUGUUGUCUGGUCAGAAGCAGCAGACGGUCAACAUCAAGUCCAACACACCAGUGCCAGUAGUGGUCAGCCAAGCUGGAAAGGUAGGAGCAUAAGUGUUGGACCUCAAAGUGUGUCGACGGCGACCCAGCAACAGAUAAUCAUCCAGCCUCCGCCACCAAAACAGAUGAAGAACAAGUCUCUGCUGUGUAAACCCUUUGUUCAGACAAAAGCCACUUCCUGUCGCCCACACACCGUCAGCAAGGAGGUGCAGACAGAUGAGCAUCAAGGCAAGCCAGUGCUGAUACCAGUGCCAGUACCGGUGUAUGUUCCCUGCCCGAUGGCAAUGUAUGCAGCCCCAACUCCGCAGAUGGUACCCAUACCUAUCCCAAUACCAGUCCCCAUAUUUAUACCUACAGCCAAGAAAACAGCAGACAAGAUCCUCAAGCAGAUCAAAGAGAUACGAGAGAAAAUUCCAUCUGAUCCACUGGAGGCCGAGUUGUUGAUGAUGGCGGAAGCUGUUGCUGGGGGCGGCGGCGACUCUGACAGUGAUACUGAUAAAAGUGAUGGAGAACCAUUCCCAGCCAUCACUAAUGACAAAGAUGAUGGUGAUGAUGUGGCACCACUGAUAGAUCGGGGGACACCAGGCGGUGGGGAGGAGGACCUGGUACAGAUGGCACUGCGAAUGGCCGAGGAGAUCACAGGCCCUGUCCUUGACCUUGAGACAAGUGUUGAACCCGUCGCGGUAAAUACAGAUACAACCCUAUGUUUUAAUCUUCUAAACACUUCCCAAUCUGAUGAUCCCCCGCCAGUUCCUCCCCAACCUGACACAAUAAGAAUGAUUGAUGAGGAAGAUGAUGACUAUCUCCCCCCUCGAGAAACACGAUCACGUAGAGGGAAGCGUGGAUCAAGAGGAAGAGGGGCCCGCCAGUCUAAAAGAGCCCGAGUUGAAAUUCCAGAGCCAGAACCUCCAAGUGAGCCAUCUCCCCCACCUCUGGCACCAUCCCUUCCUCCUCCAGAUGCCAAUAUGCACCUCAAAUACACGUAUGGCGUCAAUGCCUGGCGCCACUGGGUCGUCCACAAGAAUACGCUGCUGGAGAAGGUUUCCAAGAGGGGGUCUGGGAAACUAAAGCUGUUCAAGACAGACCUGCUUCAGUGUACUGCAGAUGAGCUCAACUACUCACUGUGUUUGUUUGUCAAGGAAGUGAGGAAGCCAAAUGGAGAGGAGUAUUCUCCCGACAGUAUUUACUACCUCUGUCUAGGUAUUCAGCAAUACUUGUAUGAGAACAGCCGUAUUGACAACAUCUUCACAGACCUGUACUACGAGAAGUUCACAGAGUGUCUCAACGAUGUGCUAGCUAAAUAUGAGCCCAAAGUAAACGCAACAGGUCAGAUGCUGUGUCGGAUAGAGGAGGAGCACAUCUGGGAGUGUAAACAGCUGGGAGCCCACUCACCCUAUGUCCUCCUCAACACUCUCAUAUACUUCAACACCAAACACUUCAUGCUGAAAACAACUGAGGAGCAUAUGAAACUGUCAUUCGCUCACAUACUGAAGCACUGGAAGAAGGGCGGUCCAGGGUCGAAGGUUGUGACAGGUCAAGGUCGGAGUGUCUCUUUGCGGUACUACUGCCUUAACCCAGGAAAUGGCCAGAGCACCCCAAACAAGAAGCCAAAGGAAGGCAUACCAGUUUAUGAGACGUCAGAGAACUUAGAGAACCCUCUAAGAUGUCCUGUCAAACUCUAUGAGUUCUACCUCUCCAAGUGCUCCAGCCCGGAGAGUAUUAAGAACAGGAAUGACAUGUUCUACCUGGUCCCUGAGCGGAGUUGUGUUCCGGACAGUCCUGUCUGGUACUCCACACAGUCCAUCUCAACGGAGUCCAUGAGCAAGAUGCUCAAUAGAAUCCUCCUCGUGAGAGAAAUACAGGAGGCUCACAUACAUGCUCAGCCGAUAUAUGUCUAAACAACAUAAGAAUUGUCUGACUCUGAUAUUCUCCAGGAGCAAUCCUGUUGGAAUCUUUCAGAAACAUCCUCUUGUCAUUCUCCAGGAAUUUUACCCAGGACCAUAUUCCAGUAAAAAAUAUUCUCCAGGAACAUCUUCAAGUAAUAUUCUAAAGAAACUAUUCUCUUGGAUAUUCUCUGUGAAUUGUCAUCUGGGGACAUUUUAUAGUAAUAUUCUCCAGGAAUGUCCACAGGGAACAUCAUUCAAUACUAUUUUCCAGAAACAUACCAUGGAACAGUCUUCAGUAAUAUUCAACAGGAAGGUCCUCUUUGAAUAUCCUUGGUACUAUAUUCCAGGAGCAUUCUAUAGGAACAUCCGUCAGUAAUAUGCUACGAGAACAUCCUCUAUGAAUAUCCUGCAGUACUAUUUUCCAGAAGCAUUCUUUGGAAACACUGAUCAGUACUAUUCUCCAGGAACAUCUUCUGUGAAUAUCCUACAAUACUAUUUUCCAGGAGCAUUCUAUGGGAACAUGUGUCGGUAAUAUUCUACAGGAACAUCCUCUAUGAAUAUCCUUCAGUUCUAUACUCCAGGAGCCUUCUGUGGAAAUAUGUCAGUAAUAUUCUCAAGGAACAUCCUCUAUGAAUAUUCUUCAGUACUCUACUCCAGGAGCAUUCUAUGGGAAUAUCUGUCAGUAAUAUUCUCCUGGAACGUCCUCUGUGAAUAUCCUGCAGUACUCUUCCUUAGCAACAAUCCCCUGGGAAAGUGCUUCAGUGCUGGGAAAGUGCUUCAGUGCUAUGCUCUAGGAAUGUCCUCUUGGAACAUCCAUCUGUAGUAUUCUCCAGGAUCCUUAAUGACAUCGAUAGCUUUAAUACCAUCAUCUUUCACACAGUGCUGUAGUCCAGAUACAUUACUGAAAUCUAGCUACAUCAGGAAUUGGUGACUUUAAGGCUGCUGUGUUGGACUGUCAUGGCUGCAGUUGAUUUGCACUGGUACACUGCCUUAAAAAGCAUGCAUCAUGUAUCAUGAAAGCACUAUCUAGCAAAAUGUGAUGAUCAACACGACUACACGUGUAUCCUGUUUACACCAAUAUCAUGUAUCCGGAGCAUGUAUCCCCCAUGUGUCAGGUGACAUAGUUUGUUAGUCUGUCAGUCCUCUGAAAUAUAUAAAGUUAAUGAUUUUUUUAAUUAAUCAUUUCAAUAUUUAAUGAUUACUAAUGUAUGAAGAAUGUUUGAAAAUCAGGGAAGAACAAAAUAUUUGUGGCAACCAACUAGAUGCUGCUGCUGUCGCUGCUUGUAAGAGUAGACCCAGUGACACAUUUAAGUGUCGUGUUGCUGAUGUCCAAGUGUGGAUGUUGAGGUUGUUGUCGUCACAGGUAUUUCAGAAACAUAUCCCAGGCACAGUUCAAUAUACAUAACUAACCCCAGGAUACUUUCUGUAUUCACAAAUGUACCCAGACUUGACAGUGCUGGCAGCAGUGGUGUCAGGAUACAUACCAAGGUUAGAGAUUUGCUGUUGUAU